AUGGAUUCCCACUUGCCGAAUACCGGCAAGACCUGCAUGUUUGCUCCCUCCGCUAGCGUUGGUGAACCAUCGCGGCUGGAUCUUCCAGACCCUGUGAGCUCUUUGUGCAGCCGCCCGUCCACCACGUCUGGUCCUUCUCGUUUCCUGUCACCUAUUGAAGCUGUGGGCGAUGAAGGCAGCUAUGAGGAUGCGACUCAUCCUUCAGUCCUCGCUGGGAGGGAGCAGAACUUGAGGUGUGGAUUGGUGGCGGCUGACCUCAACAAGAGGGGAGUUGCAGAGUGCUUUGAAGAAUAUGGACUGAGGGACUAUUUUGACCAGUAUGGGCAGAGGAGAUUCUGCAACUUGUCGAUGAGUGUGGCAGCUCGCAGGCAUCCGCAGGUGUCAAGGGCCUUCGGUUCGACUUCGCAGCAUCUGAAUGACGUGAAGACCCAACAUCUCUUUUCGGCCAUCGCCUACCGUAAAGCGAGUGCGAUGAUUGAGCAGGACAGGCAGGCGCAUAGACAGCAGCGGGAGGUGCAGUUCAGAGGUUUGACGCAUGCGGAGCGAUUCCGCACCGCAGAUGUCCGUCGCCGGCAGCUCCAGCUGAUCCUGAGUGGCUUUCCGAAUUUGCAGGAUGCCGAAGUACCGUUCUUACCUGCAGGCACGACUGAAGAGGUGUUUCAACCAGUGGAAGCGACGUCGCGGCAACAAGAAAGAGAUGAUAGAAAGCGUUGUGAACGUCAAAAUGUGUACUUGGCGGAACGAAAUCCUCAGACGGUUUUUCUGGUGAAGCGUCAGGGCUGGAUCUUCAGCUACGAUGAUGUCCUGAGCAUUUGGGAAAAAUUGGAUGAUUGGAUGGGUGCCAUCUCACUUACUCCGCUCUGGGGGUUGGACAGGUCGACGUUCUCACAGUUCCUGGUGGACCUGAGUUUGAUCGACAAGGAUCACCUGCCCCACGUCUGGGCGCACCAAGUCUUUGAUGCCUAUGCCAAGCCAACGCGCCUGGCUGCUGGGGAUCCAGACUAUGAUGAGCCUCCGGAUGGACGUGAAAGGGCAGCCCUUUGCGUCUCACGCUGGGACUUCAUGCAUGUCCUGGAUAGGCUGCUGCGAACACGCUUCGACCUGAGUCCGCGAGAGGAAUUCCUCAGCCGCUUGCGAGCGGCCUACAACCAUUUGUGCCGGGACUGGAAAGCUCGAGAGGAGGAUAGCAAGAUUGCCGCUCAAGCUUCCGAACACAAGUGGCAAGCCUGGAAGCAACUCCUGGGCAACGUGCAGGUGAUGCAGCAGACCGUCGCGCAGCGCUUUGGUGGCUCCAAAAGUGCCAGAGGAGCGAAGUUCAAAUCCACUGUGAAGCCCAUCAAGGACGAUGGCCGGAUCAAAGAAAGCCACCGCUGGAAGUUCGACCGCCAUGUCUGCUGCAUGCUGAAGGAACCUGAGGUCAUGCAGAUUGUGGAGCAGUUCCGGGAAGUCUUUUCUACAAUCUUUGACUGUUAUGCCAGUCAACGCGAGAAGCGGCAUAUGGCAGAGAUGGAUUUGGUGUCCCUAUGCUAUGACCUUUGCUUGGUUCCGGACUUGGCACCACGACAUGAAGUUCAUCGAGUGUACAUGAUGGCCGAGUGCUUGGAUAAGCACCCCACUCCAUCACUGGCCUCAUCGUUGACAUCAGAUUUGUCCAAUGUCUCAAUGCUCUCCGUUCCUUCCGGAGGUUCCUCGAAGGAUGGGCUGAAGAAGAGUUCCAAGCCCAAGUUGAAGACGUCCAUGGCCGAGGUGGUGAAAUCCAAAAGGAAACUGAUCCAUGGAAUGACCAGGUCGGAGAAGUCCAUUUCUUCGUCAGAUUCUUUCAAGUUUGAAGGUGCAGACUUCGGUGUCGGAGCGCUGGCGGAAUGUCUUUGCCGCAUCGUCUUUGGCCACUUGUUGGUCUACGGCAACAGCUUGCAGCAGAUCAUGUCUUCAGAAGCGAGGUUUGUUUGGCUCAUGAGCUAUCUGGUGCACGUUUUGCGUGAGGCAAGAGCUGGUGAAAGCAAAGGCUCGAUGCCAGACUGGCCUGGCUGGAGAGGAAGUGCCUGGAGCAGCUUGCUGGAACACUUGCGCGACGAGGACUUUAGCAAUGCAACUCGGCCCAUGGCACAAGCGGCUCCAGUAGAGAUGGACGGCCUGGAGCGUGCCACCAGCCAUCGACCGGCAGCUCACUCAAACAGCGAUACAGAAGAUGAAGGGAGCCCCACUGACAAAGAGCAGCGGGCAACCUUCCAGCUCCCCAGCUUUGCCAAAGAUGCACCCGACCUCUCCAAUUGGCUUUUCGCCAAGUUGCUGGCGUGCCGCGAGCAACUCUGCUUCACGAAAACGAUGCCAAGGCAGGACCACAUUGAGGGCAUUGAACUUUUUGGAACGUGUAUGGAAGGUGUGAGGCGCAGCCCAUCCUGGGACUUGUUCGCAGAGGGCGGGCCAGCAGACGUCUGCCUGACCCCCCGGGGUCAAAGGAGAGCCAACUUGGCUUGCAUUGCCAGGGGUGAAGCGCCGGCACCAGCUCUCGCACAGCUGCAGCGGCCAGCGCAGCAUGGCGCUUUGUGCCUUGGACAGCUGCGAACGCAGCAGAUGCUGAGAAAGGCCAUGGAGAAGAAGGCUCCUCUGAUCAAGGUGCAGGCAGAGAAGCGCUCCAACGAACUCGGCGGGGGUCAAUUACCUCGAGAACUGCCUUCCCAGUUGAAGUUGCACUUGCCGCUGGUGGCUUGGGAACAGUUCCGUGAUACGAUCAAUGGAGCGCUCAAGAAGGAGAAGGCUACGCGUCGAAGAAUUCACAACACCAGCGGAGUGCCUACUUUACUCGGCGCGGGCUGUGUCAUCGGUUCAGCUCUAGGUAUGAUCCUGCUGCAUGUCCUUCAAUUUGACUCCACUUUUGGUGAAGCGCUGCUGGCUGUGCCUCCGGCGGUGGCUUUGUGCUUUUGGGCAGUCACGCGGAUCCUGCUGAUGAAACAUGCGCGGAAACAUCAGCGAUGCAUGCAGGAAGUCAUCAGCAGUUGGAGGAAAGCCUGCGACAAGCUCAUGAGGGAACACCGCGCCCUGGCUGUCAGCAUAGCGACUGGCACGGAGGAAAUCGCAGCAAUGGACUGGUUUGGGAGAGCUUCGCAGCAUGUGAAGGAUGUCUUUUGCCUUGAUUUCCGGAUCAUUGAUGAACAUCUUGGCAGAGAGUUCCGCAGGAGCCUCCCUAACGUCAGCUUCACCAUGGAUACAGAUGACAAAGACAGCACACGUCCACCCAGUGGCGGCAGUGGGAGUUCUGCUUUGCGUGUUGCCGGGAUGGCGGAGGUUGAUCUGCAGCUUCGGCCGAUGUCAGCUCCAGACGUGGGCGAUGCAGAGGUGGUAAAUGUGGCUGGCUCAACAGCAUCCAACUGGACCACCGCAUCAGGCACCUCCAGAGCCAGUCGAGAGGCUUGGACAUAG
Molecule: messenger RNA, 3420 nt
Organism: Cladocopium goreaui
Lineage: Eukaryota; Dinophyceae; Suessiales; Symbiodiniaceae
Source: the annotation of a GenBank genome assembly